Molecule: messenger RNA, 5128 nt
Organism: Ficedula albicollis (Collared flycatcher)
Lineage: Eukaryota; Metazoa; Chordata; Aves; Passeriformes; Muscicapidae
Gene: NCKAP1
Product: NCK associated protein 1
Exons: 32
Coding region: 1-3501 (1166 amino acids)
Biological process (GO): neuron projection morphogenesis; cortical actin cytoskeleton organization; cell morphogenesis
Cellular component (GO): SCAR complex
Source: RefSeq, a predicted model, not a curated record
AUGGACAGCUUAGAAGACACUUUGCAUGUUGAUUUUAGCAAGGCUGCUGUCAUGACCUCAUCUGAUUGUUCUCAUGAACAAUCUAAGGAAAUUCAGUCUGGACGAAAUUAUGAUGAUGAAAGCAGAUGGAUCACCAUAUUAGGGAGUGAUUGUGAAGACCUCAUUGUCAGAUGGGGAUCAACAGGGUCUUGUUGGGGACAUCCCAGGGCUAAAAAGAACCAGGCAUGUGGUGACCCCAAAGCCAAACCAUCCUAUCUUAUUGACAAAAACCUGGAAUCUGCUGUCAAAUUCAUAGUCAGGAAGUUUCCAGCAGUAGAAACACGCAACAACAAUCAACAGCUUGCUCAGCUCCAGAAAGAAAAAUCAGAGAUUUUGAAGAACCUGGCAUUAUACUACUUCACGUUUGUUGAUGUUAUGGAAUUUAAGGACCAUGUCUGUGAGCUGCUGAACACUAUUGAUGUCUGCCAAGUCUUCUUUGAUAUUACUGUAAACUUUGAUUUAACAAAGAAUUACCUAGAUUUGAUUAUAACCUACACAACACUAAUGAUCCUGCUGUCCCGAAUUGAAGAAAGGAAGGCUAUCAUUGGAUUGUAUAACUAUGCCCAUGAAAUGACACAUGGAGCAAGUGACAGAGAAUAUCCACGCCUUGGCCAGAUGAUUGUGGAUUAUGAAAACCCUUUAAAGAAAAUGAUGGAGGAAUUUGUACCUCACAGUAAAUCUCUUUCAGAUGCACUGAUUUCACUCCAGAUGGUCUAUCCUCGACGAAACCUCUCAGCUGACCAGUGGAGAAACGCACAACUACUGAGCCUCAUCAGUGCCCCCAGUACAAUGCUUAAUCCUGCACAGUCUGACACAAUGCCAUGUGAAUACCUGUCCCUGGAUGCAAUGGAAAAAUGGAUCAUUUUUGGAUUUAUUUUGUGCCAUGGAAUCCUAAAUAGUGAUGCUACAGCUUUGAAUCUUUGGAAACUUGCACUUCAAAGCAGCUCUUGCUUGGCUCUGUUUCGAGACGAGGUGUUCCAUAUUCACAAAGCUGCAGAAGAUUUGUUUGUAAACAUAAGAGGCUACAACAAGCGAAUUAAUGACAUCAGAGAGUGCAAAGAAGCUGCUGUUUCACAUGCGGGUUCAAUGCAUAGAGAGAGACGCAAGUUUUUACGUUCUGCACUCAAAGAACUAGCCACUGUCUUGUCUGAUCAGCCAGGCCUCUUGGGUCCCAAGGCACUUUUUGUAUUUAUGGCACUAUCCUUUGCUCGUGAUGAAAUUAUUUGGCUUCUUCGUCAUGCAGAUAACAUGCCAAAGAAGAGUGCAGAUGAUUUCAUAGAUAAGCACAUAGCUGAGCUAAUAUUCUACAUGGAGGAGCUCAGGGCACAUGUACGAAAAUAUGGACCAGUGAUGCAGAGAUAUUAUGUGCAGUAUCUCUCUGGUUUUGAUGCAGUGGUCUUAAAUGAGCUCGUGCAGAAUCUUUCAGUGUGCCCAGAGGAUGAAUCAAUCAUCAUGUCCUCUUUUGUAAACACAAUGACUUCACUAAGCGUGAAACAAGUUGAAGAUGGAGAGGUAUUUGACUUCAGAGGAAUGAGGUUAGAUUGGUUUAGAUUGCAGGCCUACACCAGCGUUUCUAAAGCUUCGCUUGGUCUUGCAGACCACAGAGAACUGGGAAAAAUGAUGAACACAAUCAUUUUCCACACAAAAAUGGUAGAUUCUUUGGUGGAGAUGCUGGUUGAAACCUCAGAUCUUUCCAUCUUUUGUUUUUAUAGUCGUGCUUUUGAGAAGAUGUUUCAGCAGUGUUUGGAGCUUCCCUCUCAAUCAAGAUACUCAAUUGCAUUCCCACUGCUUUGUACUCACUUUAUGAGCUGCACCCAUGAACUAUGUCCUGAAGAGCGACAUCAUAUUGGAGAUCGUAGUCUUUCCUUGUGUAACAUGUUCUUGGAUGAAAUGGCUAAGCAGGCUCGAAAUCUUAUCACAGACAUUUGCACAGAACAAUGUACACUGAGUGAUCAGUUGUUGCCAAAACAUUGUGCCAAAACCAUCAGUCAAGCAGUGAACAAGAAGUCAAAAAAACAGACUGGAAAGAAAGGAGAGCCUGAAAGGGAGAAGCCAGGAGUAGAAAGCAUGAGGAAAAACAGAUUGGUUGUGACAAACCUGGACAAACUGCAUACUGCACUUUCUGAGCUCUGCUUCUCAAUCAAUUAUGUACCAAACAUGGUGGUUUGGGAGCACACAUUUACCCCAAGAGAAUAUUUGACCUCUCACCUGGAAAUCCGCUUUACCAAGUCUAUUGUGGGAAUGACUAUGUAUAAUCAAGCAACACAAGAGAUUGCAAAGCCAUCAGAGCUGUUGACCAGUGUAAGAGCCUAUAUGACAGUCCUCCAGUCAAUAGAAAAUUAUGUACAGAUUGACAUUACACGAGUGUUUAACAAUGUUCUGCUUCAGCAAACCCAGCAUUUAGAUAGUCAUGGUGAGCCAACCAUCACCAGUCUGUACACAAAUUGGUAUUUGGAAACUUUGCUACGGCAAGUCAGCAAUGGUCACAUAGCCUAUUUCCCUGCUAUGAAGGCAUUUGUGAAUUUGCCCACAGAAAAUGAAUUGACAUUUAAUGCUGAGGAAUACUCUGAUAUAUCAGAAAUGAGAGCCCUUUCUGAACUUCUGGGACCAUAUGGCAUGAAGUUCUUAAGUGAAAGUCUGAUGUGGCACAUCUCUUCACAGGUUGCUGAGCUUAAGAAACUUGUGGUGGAGAACGUUGAAGUUCUAACACAAAUGAGGACCAGCUUUGACAAGCCAGACCAGAUGGCAGCACUCUUUAAAAGAUUAUCAUCUGUUGACAGUGUUUUGAAGAGGAUGACAAUUAUUGGUGUUAUCUUGUCUUUUCGGUCGUUGGCACAGGAAGCACUUAGAGAUGUGUUAUCCUACCACAUUCCUUUCCUUGUAAGUUCCAUUGAGGACUUCAAAGAUCACAUUCCAAGAGAGACUGACAUGAAGGUGGCAAUGAAUGUAUAUGAACUGUCAUCAGCUGCUGGACUGCCUUGUGAGAUUGAUCCUGCCUUGGUUGUAGCACUGUCUUCCCAAAAAUCAGAAAACAUUAGUCCAGAAGAAGAAUAUAAAAUUGCUUGCCUUCUAAUGGUCUUCGUGGCUGUCUCCUUGCCCACUUUGGCUAGCAAUGUGAUGUCUCAGUACAGCCCUGCCAUCGAAGGGCAUUGCAACAACAUUCACUGCUUGGCAAAAGCUAUCAAUCAGAUUGCUGCAGCAUUAUUCACCAUCCACAAGGGAAGCAUUGAGGACCGUCUUAAAGAAUUUUUGGCUCUUGCAUCAUCCAGUCUACUGAAGAUUGGCCAGGAGACGGACAAAACUACUACAAGAAACCGAGAAUCUGUUUACUUACUACUAGACAUGAUUGUGCAGGAGUCUCCAUUCCUGACCAUGGAUCUCUUGGAGUCUUGUUUCCCUUAUGUCUUGCUGAGAAAUGCAUACCAUGCUGUCUACAAACAAAGUGUUACAUCCUCUGCCUAAGUAUCUACUCACUGGAGAUAAGACAUAGCACGCAUCUGUGUGGCCUCAGUUUUAUCUGUAAACUGUGGAGCUAUUUUACUCUAUGGCCUGAUGAACAGUUUUGUGAAUUAUAAACUUUUUCCAUAACGUUGUAUUCCUAAACAGUGGUUUCUUAAUAUGGUUGUACUACAAUAUAAGCUUGGUUGAUUUUAGGUUGCACACUUAUGGAAAUUUUUUUUCUCAUUCUUUCCUUUUUAUUUUUUUUUUUAACUUUAGAGCACCAGUUAUGUUUUAAAAAUACUACUUCUGCUAUAUGUUUUUUGAUAUUGAUCAUGCAAAACAAAAAUUGCUUGUUUAUUUACAACAAGAAAAAUGUAUGUAGUGAUUAUUUUAGAUAGAGUAGCUUUCAUCUGUGUGUAAAUUAUUUCAAAUAGGGAGAGUUAUAAACUUGUACCUAUUGUUCUUAUUGAAAGCAAAUAUUGGAUGUGCAUUUCUGUGAAGUAAUUACAGCAUUUCUAGUUUUAUUUUGAAACGUUCACCAAUCUACAUACUACGACACUAUCUAACAUUAAAAAUGUUAUAGAACUGCUUAUCCUACAGACAGUGAUCCUCUCCCAAUACUCUUAAACAACUGCAAGUGGUGGUGUUUGUAUAAAGCAUAGUGGAAAUUUUUUUUAAACUAACUUCUGUGGUGCCCUGUUGGCAUUAACACUACCAUUGUACCCUGCUGUAUAAUAAACAUUCUUACACAUUUAUCAUAUAUUGAUAAAAUGUUAGCCCUUAACCACUUUUUAUAUGUUUUAAAUUUUUGAAAUUCAAGUGUACCUUCCAUAACAUACAAUAAACACUAGACUGUAUUAUCUGUAGGUGAAUUAUUUUUAAUAUAAAUGUUAUCCUAGUAUUUUAAGCUUUAACUGUGCUGUUGUGCAUUGAUUUACAUCUCACAGUUCAUUAAAUAUCAAUCCUUAGAGCUUCUAUGUGAAGACUUCUUUUAAUCCUUCACCUUUUCCCUUUUGCGAUAGUGAAUCUUGUAAAAAGUUGGAAGAAAGAAUUAAAAACAAUGUUAAAAAUGUCAGCUUAGUGCCAUUAUCCUUUAAAUCUUAUUUUUACAUAAUAAAGCAAGAAAAGCAUUUGUAUAGUAUUUAGUGAUGCCAGUUGUACCCAUAGAAAUAAGCAUAUUGUUAAAGUAUGAAACUUGAAAUAAUCCUAGAACAGGCGAAUGUUGCUAAAACCGUAACAUCAGACAUGACUGAGACAGAUGUAUAAUAGUCCCUUUUUUAUCAGUCAUGCAAAUUGGCCUUGCAGGAUAGCAUGGGCUCAUUUAGCCUGAAAGCUGACCAGAUGGUUGUGCUCUGUAAUCCCUGAUGUAUAAAAGCUGUGUGUUCCUCAACAGGCUCUGGACAUUGUAUAGAGCCCCUGUUCUUGGUGCAACUUCUGUGCAUGCUGGUAACUUUUUCGGUUAUGAAAGAGCUGUUGUGUGCUCAGUUACAAUAGCUUCCUCUGUCCAGAGGAAAAAAGUACUGGAAUAAAAUUGUCCUAAGGAAGUAAGACAGUACAUCUAUAUUUUUCCUAAUUAUGCAUUUUAUGUUAUAACUAUGGAAGUGUUUUUAAAUUGAUAAGUUAGUGCCAUAAUGAAGAAGUUUGUUCA